GGCCCUGUCAAUUGUGCAGCAACAAUAGGGCGAUGAUAAAGCGUCCAAAAACUGGUCAGCAAGUUUGCAAAGAUUGCUUCUUCUUCGCAUUUGAAGAGGAGAUUCACAAGACUAUCACAGACGCUGGAACAUUCAAGAGAGGUGAGAGGGUAGCUAUUGGUGCAUCCGGUGGUAAAGAUUCAACCGUUUUGGCACAUGUUAUGAAAACACUCAAUGAUAGACAUGACUAUGGUUUGAACCUCUUUCUUUUAUCCAUAGAUGAGGGUAUAACUGGCUACAGAGACGAUAGUCUGGAGACAGUCAAACGAAACAAAGAACAAUACCAAUUGCCACUUAAAAUAUUGAGUUACAAUGAACUCUAUGGUUGGACUAUGGAUCGUAUAGUCGAAGCGGUUGGAAAGAAGAACAACUGCACUUUCUGUGGUGUUUUCCGUCGUCAGGCACUUGACAGAGGUGCAUCGAGUCUGAAUAUUAGCCAUAUCGUUACUGGGCACAAUGCAGAUGAUGUUGCAGAGACCGUCCUCAUGAAUAUCCUCAGAGGUGAUGUGAGCAGACUCGGUAGAUGUGUCGAGAUAACGACGCGCGGUGAAGACACCAUCAAGCGCUCCAAGCCAUUUAAAUACACUUACGAGAAGGAGAUUGUUAUGUAUGCCUACUUCAAAAAGUUGGAUUAUUUCUCGACGGAGUGUAUAUACUCUCCUGAAGCAUAUAGAGGUUUCGCCAGGACAUACAUCAAAGAUCUUGAAGCACUCAGGCCGUCAACUAUUAUAGACAUUAUACAUUCAGCCGAAAAUAUACGGAUAUCGGAUGUUGUCCAGGAUGCCUUACCAAAACAGCAGAAAUGCAAGCGAUGCGGCUACAUAUCCUCAAAUGAGCUCUGUAAAGCAUGUGUACUCCUACAAGGGCUUGAGAAGGGUACAGCGAAGAUGGCUAUCGGAAAUAAAGCUAAGCAUAUAUCCCAAGAAGUCACUGGGGACAUACGUACUAUCCCGAUGUUCAAAAUGCCAGAACAGCAACAGAAAGCAGAGCAGAGAGUGUAAAUUACUUGUAAACAUUUUAUAGAAUUAUAUAUUAUAUAUUUUUUGCAUCGAAGCAGCUUCUUGUGGCUUUGCAUUAUUAGCUUGGUUCUUGAGAGCCAACAAUUGCUUAGAUCUGAAAGCUUCGUAGUGAAUUUGAGCGGUGGUUUCAAUCAAAUCCUGUAAGUGAGUUCUUGUAAGGAAGUUGCGCAACUUGACAAAUUCACAGUGAUCCUCAUUUUCAACGUCGAUAACACCCCAGCGAGUUUUACGACCUCUAACUUGGUUACCGUUGACGUUGAGUGUCUUUUGUGAACCGAUGAUAGCGAAUGGGAGUGUCUCACGGACACCUUCGUUAAUCUCUCUUUCAUCUCUCUCGUCAUCUUCAGCAUCGAAUGGGUACAUCUUUAUUUGAUGGUAUGCCAACUCUGAGGCGAUUCUAGCCUUGAAAGAUUCGCGCUCGGUGAGUGUUAAAGAGUCUGAUUUGGCGAUAACAGGUAUAACGUUAACGACUUCAGCCAAUUUCUUCAUGACGAUGACAUCAAUUGGACGUAAACCGUGUCCUGAAGGGUUGAUAAAGUAAACACAAGCGUGUACUCUUGUGUCGACGAUGUAUUUGUCACGCAUGGCGGUCAACUCCUUACGGAGGUAGGCGGAGUGCUGAUCCUUGAUGUACUUAACGAUAGGUUCCCAGCAGCCGUCGUUGUUAACAAGGUCACCGAAUCCAGGAGUGUCUACGAUAUUCAAGCGAAGUCUGACGCCAUUUUCUUGAAUAACGUGGGAGACGGUUUGAAUUUCAGUAGUAGAGCGUGAUUGUUCGUCUGGCUGGAAGCGACCUUUUGAAUCGAUCAAUUGGCUCGCAAAUAAGGUGUUUACCAAGGUAGACUUUCCGAGACCAGUUUGGCCGACGACC
Messenger RNA from Wallemia mellicola CBS 633.66, 1929 nucleotides. RefSeq names its product cytoplasmic tRNA 2-thiolation protein 1. Gene Ontology annotation, biological process: tRNA wobble position uridine thiolation. NCBI's taxonomy places the organism in Eukaryota, Fungi, Basidiomycota, Wallemiomycetes, Wallemiales, Wallemiaceae. The transcript has 3 exons. Gene Ontology annotation, cellular component: mitochondrion; cytosolic tRNA wobble base thiouridylase complex. Gene Ontology annotation, molecular function: tRNA binding. Bases 33 to 1040 code for a protein of 335 amino acids. The record is from RefSeq and is a predicted model, not a curated record.